Messenger RNA from Penicillium pulvis, 804 nucleotides. RefSeq names its product NAD(P)-binding protein. NCBI's taxonomy places the organism in Eukaryota, Fungi, Ascomycota, Eurotiomycetes, Eurotiales, Aspergillaceae. The record is from RefSeq and is a predicted model, not a curated record. The transcript has a single exon. The coding region runs from base 1 to 804 and encodes 267 amino acids. Gene Ontology annotation, molecular function: oxidoreductase activity.
AUGGCAUCUCAAACCCUCAAAUACACAACGAAGCUUGUCGGCAAGCGUGUCCUCAUCAUCGGAGGGACGUCCGGCAUUGGCUACUGCGUUGCUGAGGCCGCACUUGAGCACGGUGCAGACGUUAUUGUGUCUAGCUCGAACGCCGCAAAAAUUGAUAAGACGAUCGCAAAAUUGCAGGACGAGUACCCGGAAUUUACGCGCUCUCACAAGGUCUCCGGGUACGUCUGUGAUCUCGCCAACCCUGUGGAACUGGAGACAAACCUCACGCGUCUCUUGGAGGAAGCGACGGAAGGGCGAACGUUGCCCCUCAACCACAUCGCUUUCACAGCUGGCGAUGCGCUCAAGCUCCCAGCUUUGCAAGAUGUUGCGGUGGAUGCCGUUAACGCAUCUGGCACCGUCCGUUUCGUCGCACCAUUGAUCCUGGCCAAAGUCCUCCCCCAGUAUAUGGAUAAAUCACCCUCCAACUCUUUCACUGUGACUGGCGGAUCCAAUGCUCAUCGGCCUCCUGCUGGUUGGUCUGUAAUGGCUGGCUAUGCAACUGCAAUCGAGGGUCUUGUGCGAGGCUUAGCGCAGGACCUCAAGCCUCUACGAGUGAAUAUUGUGUCACCCGGAGCAGUGCAUACCGAGUUGUUUGAUGGGUUUGGUACGAAGCUCGAUGAGCUUCUGAAGGGAUUCCGGGAAAACACCUUGACUGGAACAGUCGGCACCCCGGGAGAUGUGGCGGAGGCAUACAUCUACAUCAUGAAGGACAAGUUCAUUACAGGCUCUCUGGUAGCGUCUAAUGGAGGGAUUCUCUUGGUCUAG